Molecule: messenger RNA, 2355 nt
Organism: Triticum urartu
Lineage: Eukaryota; Viridiplantae; Streptophyta; Magnoliopsida; Poales; Poaceae
Source: RefSeq, a predicted model, not a curated record
CGCCAUCAAAUCGUUCCUGGUCAGCCACACCUGCUCAAUUUCUUCCACCCACUCAUCCCUCGUCAAGCAUUCCAUCUCUGAGGGCAGAGAGCCCGGAGAAACUAAUGGCCGAGUCGGCCAUUGGCUCCGUGCUUGGCAACGUGAGCACCCUUGCAGUCCAGGAGACCACAUUCCUGUGCGGCGUCAACCUUGAAGUGGGAUUCUUGAAGGAUGAACUGAAGCGGCUAAAGAGCUACCUUAAAUCCGCCGACACCAAAAGGAGAUCAGGAGAUGAGCUUGUGGCUACCUGGGUCAGCCAGAUCAGGGAUGCGGCAUACGAGGCCCAGAAUGCCAUUGAAGCGGCUGACUACAUGGAGAAGCGAAACAGGCUCAAGAAGGGGUUCAUGGGUGCCAUCUCGAGGUAUGCUCGCUUGCCAAGUGACCUGAUUACCCUUCACACAAUUGGUGCUGAAAUACAGCGUGUAAAAAGGAAGAUCAGUGAGAUAACUGAUAGUGCAAACCAGUGGCGGCGCCAGGAUUUUGAGGCUGGGUAUUCAUUGGCACAUAAAAAUACUCUAAAUCUUUUUCCCACAAUGCAAAAAUCCUACUGCCACCACCAGUCUCAUUCUUCUUCUUCAUCUACAUUACAACAAAACAAGGAAGAAAUUAGCAUCUACAAAUUAAAUCAACUACUUGCAAUAAUUAGGACUGUACCUGACCGCAGGGGGGAGAAAAACUGGCGCUGGUCCCUGGGCUGGGCGGCGCCGCGGCGGGCGAUGGGCGGCUGGGACUGGACACUGAUGAAUAGCAGAAGAGGGGCGAACGACGGGGCUGGGGCGGGGCAGCCGGCGUCCGACGAGCGCCGGGGCGGGGCGGCGAUGCAGUCCGUACGAAUACACACGAAUACCCUCAGCGCCGCCGAUGGUGCAAACCGUCUGAAAAUCAAUUUGGACAAUAGUGAUUUAGAAAAGGUUCAUAUUGAGGAUGAGUAUCCACAAGAUUAUGGUAUUAUGCACCAAAACUAUGAAGAUAUUGACCUUGUUGGUUUUGGGGAUGAGUACAAAGAAAUAGUUGGCAAGUUAGUUGACAAAGAGGACAUAACUCUUAGUGCUGUCUCCAUAGUUGCCAUGGGUGGGGCUGGAAAAACAACACUCGCUAGAAAAGUAUACACUUCAUCUAGUGUCAAACAACACUUUGAGGCAACUUCUUGGGUCACUGUAUCUCAAAAAUUCAAGGGCAUUGAUUUACUAAAGGAUAUUAUGAAACAAAUAAUGAACAUAUUUGCAAACAUGCCUCACCUGGUUGAUAUUUGUCUCUACCGAUUUGGUGUGCUCGAUAAGCUGCCUGCUGAGUUCCCACAAAGCGUACGUCGUCUUGUUCUAUUUGCCAAUGUCCUAAAACAAGACCCGAUGCCGAUCCUGGAGAAAUUUCCCCGCCUGGUGGUGUUGGAGUUGGGUGGGUACAAAGGCCAGACCAUGUGCUGCUCUUCCCAAGGGUUCCCUCGGCUGCAAGAGUUAGAAACUUCAUCAUUUUUCCACCGAGGAGUGGAGGAUGGAGGACGGGGCAAUGCCAAAGCUCUUCCACCUGUCACUUUGGGGGUGCGAGAAGAUGAGCAAGCUCCCCGUGGGGUUGCUGCACUCGGUCACCUGAAGCUAUACUAUAUGCCCCAAAUUUCUGAAGAUGACAGCACUCGAAAGGAGCUGCAGCAGAAAGGAUGCGAGGUGGAAAUUAGGGAGUGAUUGCAGAUCUGAAGGGCGCGGCGAAUUCAUCUUCAUUCUCAUCUAAAAUCUGUCACCCUCCUCGCUCCCCACACCCCUGUCCCCUCACGGUUCAUUCUGGAACCCAUUCCUCCCAAUCCUCAAAUCCCUCCUUCCCCCCCCCCCCCCCCCCCCCCCCCCCCCCCCCCCCCCCCCCCCCCCCCCCCCCCCUCCCUUCGAUGCCAUGGGCGACAACCUCUCUCCUCCAAUGUCCCCUCGCUCCUCCGUCAAGAUCCGCCAUUCCGAUGCCAAUCUCACCGCCUUCUCAUCUUCCGGUGCCGUCGGCCGUCUAUGAGAUGGAGCUGAGGCGGUCCAGGAGAGCCGCUGCACGACACCGACCUUCAUUCCCGGUGCCAAGGUCGCCGGUCGCCUCUCCCCCGAGCUCGAUGAGCUAAAAGGCUGGCCUACGCCUCCGCCUUCGGCAACACCACCGCCGGCCGUCUGCGACUCCCCCCAACUCUAAGCCUAGCGCCGCACGGGAGGGUGGGCAACGCCUCCUCCCCCGGCGGCGGAGAUGGGUCUGAUUGCUUUUUCUUUUUUUCAUUCGGGUGCAAAAGUGUCUGUUCCAGGUGUUAAUUUCUAGUGCAAAAUGUACAGUCCAAAAAUUGGAUCUUAUUCC